Striga hermonthica is the source of this 708-nucleotide messenger RNA. The record is from the annotation of a GenBank genome assembly. Lineage: Eukaryota; Viridiplantae; Streptophyta; Magnoliopsida; Lamiales; Orobanchaceae.
AUGAAAGAUGUACUCAAGGUGCUCGACAUAUUGCCCAUGAGAAAAGCCCUCACUCAUCUAACUCUCUCCCAAUCUCAUAAACCAAAUGGGGCGAACGAGGUCCUGGAAAAAUGGGUCCCUUCUCCUCAGGGACCUCGAGAAAGAGGUCGGAAACCAUCGAGCUGGUCGCCGACGAACUCAGGACUUCCCGAGGAUUUCAAGAACUCGAUUAUUGUAAAAUACCCUCAUGUUUUCAAAUUGGAUAAAGUAGAUGAAAUGGAGCAUAUGUGUUUGGGAAAUUGGGAUUCAUCACUGGCCGUCACAGCUCGUGAGGAGAAAUUGGCAUCGAUCACAUUAUCCGGGCCUUCUCGUCGGGCCAAAGUGCCGAGGGACGAGAACUUCUCGGACCCGUUUGCUUUUCGCCUGAAUUUCUCAACCGGUUUCAGGCCAAACGAGAGUUACUUGCUGGCUAGGCUUUUACUCUGCCUUAGAAAGCAUCAAGUGAGUUUUUACAUCACAAAUAAAGGCGCGAGGAGUAGCGUGUUCUUGAAGGAGGCUUACGAGGGGUCGGAUUUGGUCGAUAAGUGUCCUCUGCUGGAAUUCAGGGACAAAUUUAUGGGUUUAAUGGUUUGGCUCAAGUCCUACUUCCACUGGUUCGACUACCUCGACUCCGGCUCCUCCACCAACCUUUUCGACGGCCUCUUCGAUGACGGCUCAAGUCCAUUGUAG